UCAGUCAGACAGUCAGUAGUGUGUAGAUGACGGCAUUCGCGACGGAGUGUGUGGAAUUGCUCAGCAGAACAACUUCACACUGAAUUUUACCACGGGAAUUCUCAACCACGGAUCUUUCGUUGAUACAUUUCCGUCUCAAUUUUUGUGUUAAAAUAAAAGUUCUUUAGCUCGUUGAAAUAUGCAAUAGAUCCUACGUAGUGACUAAAGAGUAGCACAAUAUUGAAAGUAUUGCUUACAGCAGUAUUGCUUACAACUCGUGUGUGCUUGUCGGAAAAGGAAAUAAGUUUAUAGGGUGCAACAAGAAUGGGUCUGAAAGAUUGUCAAAUCGAAUUGGACAAUCCCUGGAACACGUAUUAUGCCGGCCAGACUGUGAAUGGGAAAGUCACGUUCACUUUUGAUUCACCGAAAAAGAUUCGAGGAAUCGUGAUCCAGUUCUGCGGAGAAGCGGAGACUAAAUGGAGCCAAACCGAGACAAAGACUGACCAGGAGGGAAAGCAGUACGAGUCCACCACCAACCUGACCGGACAGGAGGAGUACUUCACGAUCCAAUACUACCUGCUGGGUGGGAAAAAUAGCGCAGAAAUAGAGCUGGGAGCAGGAACCCAUAGUUACCCGUUUACAUGUGCUCUUCCUCCAACACUGCCAUCCUCGUUCGAGGGAGAAUGGGGCUUUGUGCGGUACACUGUUAAGGUGACACUGGAUCGCCCGUGGAAAUUUGACCAGGACAUUAAGAUGGCAUUCACCGUCAUCUCGCCCGUCGAUCUCAAUCAGAACGCUCGUGUUAAGGACCCUUUUAAGUUAGAGCUAGAGAAAACUUUCUGUUGCUUCUGUUGUGCUUCCGGACCGUUGAGUCUUAUCGUGCAUAUUCCGGUGACCGGAUUUGUUUCCGGACAAACAAUACCUCUGACGAUCGAGUGCGAUAACGCUAGCAACGUGGGUAUUGAAUCGGUUAAGUUGACCCUUAGAAAGCUGCUAGCCUUCCAUGUGCACACUCCACGUCGCGAGACCAAGAAAAAGAAAGAAGUAAUCUCGGAGAUUUCUGUUGGUCCUGUAGAGGCCGGUAACAGCCAAACGUGGAAUCAAAAUAUUACGAUUCCCCCCCUGCCACCAUCGAAUCUCGUCAACUGCGGUAUCAUUGAUGUGGAUUACGACAUCAAAGUGGUGGCGGUCGUAUCUGGACCACAUGCCAAUUUGGACGGGAAUAUUCCGAUUGUACUGGGAACGGUUCCAUUGUCGUCGUUCCAACCGCCACCUCCUUACACGGAUAAUCCUCCGGAAACGGAUCCCUCGAUGCUGCCAACACAACCGGUUAGUCCGGCGAGUCCCCCGAACGGCGCAGGGGGUGCUCUGGGAUGGAAUAUUGCCGACGGAGGGGAUAAACUUUAUCCCAACAUUCCGCCACCUACAUUUACGGAAGCCGCGUUCAAAGCUCCGAACAUCUCCAGCAAAAACGACAGCGAAUUCACUCGCUUCGUGGGUCCAUCGGAGUAUGCCCCGCGUUAUCCUACGUAUGCGUUUACACCCUCAGCGCCGCCAGCGAAUUUGUGAAUUCUCCCCGGAGCCCAUCAUCUGUGCAUAUAAUCAAAUUUGUAAUGGUGCGAUUAUCAGUGAACCUCAACGACCGCAGACACAUUUAUUUUGUCUAUUUUUCAGAGUUUAUAAUAAGUUAUCAUCACAUUUUGUAGGAUUUAAUUACUAACUAUGAAACAAACAAUGUACUGAGCCAAUAACAAUCAGUAUGAAAAGAAUCUUAUAUUUUGUUAGUAACAAAAAUUGCUAGAAAUAACACGAAAGAAGUGAAAUAAGGCGCACAUUAGGACAGUUGGAGCUACAUUACCGUAAAAGAUCGACUACUAACAAUUCUCAUACAAACUGAUAGGAUCUAAACCAAGUACUUCACACACGUCUUAUCGGCAUUGACACGGUUAGAAUUAAAAUUAAUAAACUAAUAAACCAUACCAUGUCAAUGAUAACAAAAAACAAAGUAUAUUAUUACUCUGCCUAUUUUCAGUCUCACUUCGUUUCUACUAUGUUUCUGUUGUAUAGUAUUCUAUAUUAAAUUCCACUAUGAAAGAUAAAACCGCAUAUAACUGGAAAACGCAACAAUAUACCGUUCUUUGAAGAGUGCCUAGCAAGUUGUUAGAAGGAAAGCAAAGAAAAAAAAUCGCAAAAUUUAGAGCGAAACUGCCCAACCAGGUUCAGAAAAUUAGUCCGUGAACCUGAAACUAAUACACACACAUACUCUAGGAGAAGCGCUAUUUAUGUUUGUUUUCAUGAAUUUGUAAUCUGCACUUUUUCGCUGCUCUUGCUUCAUUACUGUUUUUGCGUUACCGGUUUCCUGGCUAGUUUUAUUAUGGAAAAAUAUAGCAUUUUGAAACUACGAAAAAACGUGGCACUUUUUACUAUUCCAUUCCUUUUUAUUUGUGGGUUCUGACUGCGGGUCUUGUUGGUGCGUUUGGAUACAGAGUUGGCUAUCGUCAUGGACUUACUCAAAAUGAACUGUGAAUCCCACCCACCCCUCGUAGGUACCGCUUGUAGAACACUUUCAGCUUUUGAGUGUUUUCUCUCGAUACACACGAAUGUUACGUAAAUUCGUAACGACAGCUUUGUCUCCGUGAUAAGUUCUUACCAUGGUUGAUGAAACCAAUGGAGUAACACUUCGACGGGUCUUAUUCCCGUUUACACUUCACGGUGAAAACGAAGGACCUGAUCACCAACGCCACUUCACGGUGAAAUGAAACGAAACGAUACGAAAUGAAUUGUGUGCAAGAUUAUAUACACUUCAUUUCUUUUUCACCGUGAAGUGGCCGAAAAUUAAGUGUAUCCGCCAAGACAACGGUACGGUGUUGACAUCUGGAUACGAAACUAGCACCCCUAUUCUGUAUUUCGAUCGAUUCGAAAUAUUUUGAACGACUUGAAUAAAUUCCAUUCUAUAUUCCGUUCGAGUUGUUUUUGCAUUUCGUUCGAUAUGUUUCUCUUAGAACAUUAACACUCCUAUACUCGCGCAUUGGU
Toxorhynchites rutilus septentrionalis is the source of this 3012-nucleotide messenger RNA. RefSeq names its product arrestin domain-containing protein 17-like. Gene Ontology annotation, cellular component: cytoplasm. Bases 304 to 1548 code for a protein of 414 amino acids. The record is from RefSeq and is a predicted model, not a curated record. NCBI's taxonomy places the organism in Eukaryota, Metazoa, Arthropoda, Insecta, Diptera, Culicidae. The transcript has 3 exons. Gene Ontology annotation, biological process: protein transport.